This is a messenger RNA of Trifolium pratense (red clover), 1839 nucleotides long. RefSeq lists its product as uncharacterized. The record is from RefSeq and is a predicted model, not a curated record. NCBI's taxonomy places the organism in Eukaryota, Viridiplantae, Streptophyta, Magnoliopsida, Fabales, Fabaceae. The transcript is spliced from 6 exons. Gene Ontology annotation, cellular component: intracellular membrane-bounded organelle; vesicle; cytoplasm. Gene Ontology annotation, biological process: clathrin coat disassembly; clathrin-dependent endocytosis. Bases 128 to 1561 code for a protein of 477 amino acids. Gene Ontology annotation, molecular function: clathrin binding.
GGAAGAGUAAAAGUCACUCAAUGGCUUUUUUCACGAAUCACUUUUUCUUUCUUCAUUUAUAAUUUAAUUUGUUGCAUUGUUCAACUUUAUAUAUAAACACAGUGCUACACUUUGUUUUUGCCGGUGAAUGGUCGUUGGAAAAAAGAACUUCACCGGAGAAACUCGCCGGGAAAUGGACGAGUCAUGGAGAAUGCAAAUGGGAUUAACGUCGGGACUUCCUCGACGGCGAUCAAUGGAGGACCGUUCAUCUUCACUGACACGGCAGUCCAUCUUCUCAAACACCAACGUCUCCGAAUCAGAAACCUUGGACGCCGACGACUUCGCGGACGUCUUUGGUGGUCCACCUAAAAGCCUCCUCAAACACAAGUUUACCAGGUCGAGUUCUUUCUACGCGGAAAUUUUCAAGCAGCCGGCGUUCACGUCUCCAGCGCUGACCAAAGGUGGCCGGAGCUUGCCGGCGUUCAGGGUUCCGGCGAAAAAUGAUGCGUUUUAUGGGGAUAUUUUUGGUUCCGACGAUGACCGGAGAUCAAGAGAACGGUCAGGAUCACAAUCCAAAGCAAAAUCAAAAUCAAAUUCAUCAUCGGCAUUAAGCUCCGAGGAGCUGAGCCCUCUCCGUCCGGCGAUCAGUGAUGACGUGGCACUUUCAGCGUUUACUUCAAAGCUCAGGCCAAUCAAAGUCCCAUAUAAAUGGAACUCAUCCACUUUGAUGCAUGAGGAACAACAAAUUAAACAAAAGAAGCCAAUUUUUGCAUGUAAUGGUCAAUCAUUUGAGUUCCAAUGUCAGGAUAAUGGGCACUCAAAAAAAGUCACAUCCCCAGAAACAAUUAGUGUUGAAUCCAAUUCAUAUCAAAGCAUCAAACUAUCCACAGAUGACUGGGAACUCAGUCCCCCAUUUUCUUCUGUCUCUGGAGUUUGUCAAGAACCCGAUCAGCCAAAAUCUGCAGUUCAUGAUCAUGUGCUUCGGGAACUAGUUAUAGAGCUGGAUGACGAUGAUGAUGAGGAUGAAGUUAUGAGCUCCUAUGUUAUAGAGGUUAACUCUAAGUCUAACCUUAGAGAGGAAAAUUGUGGAACCGAAGCCAUUGAUGAAGCGAUUGCAUGGGCCAAAGAGAAGUUUCAAUCGCGAAAUAAUGAAGAAUCAGCAGGGUUGAGAAACAAUGGAAAUGAGGAAACUGCUGCAAUGGGAGGAAGGCCUUGUGUAUGUGAAUACCAUGACGACGACAUCGGAAUGAUUGAAUCUCCAAAGAAGGUGCAAACAGAAACAGAGAAGUUGGACAUAGAUAUAAGAUUGUGGUCAUCUGACAAGGAAACUGACAUCAGGCUACUACUUUCAACACUACAUAAUAUUCUGUGUGCUGAGAGUGGUUGGUCUGCUGUUCCUUAUAUGAGCCUAAUCGAAAGCUCGCAAGUGAAGAAGGCGUAUCAGAAAGCAAGAUUAUGCCUCCACCCUGACAAACUUCAGCAAAGAGGAGCAACACUCUUACAGAAGUACAUAGCAGACAAGGCUUUCUCCAUUCUUCAGGAUGCAUGGACAACAUUUAUUUCAGAAGAUGUUUCCUUUUGAACACCAAAUCAUUCUUAAAUCCGGGUAACUCAUUUUUGGUUUAAUGCUUAAUUGCGAACAAAUACCAGGCAUUUAGAGUGUUGGUACCAUGCAGCAAGUACAUGUUAAGUACAUUAGAUUUGAAAACAGCAUCCCCUUUGUACAAAUAGUUGUCUGAUGGAUUGAUCUUCUACUGUUUUAUGUUUGUUUGUGUCAAACGUUGUUAAUGCUUUUUGUAAGUAUUAUUUUGGACGUAUUUAACAGGAAAGUUAUUUGAUUUCUUCUAUUUGACUCGUAUA